UGAGUCUUAAUUCCGUCCAGAGGUUAAAAAUCCCGAAAAUACACGCCUCUUUUUUCGGUGCUCCUUUGCUCUCUCUUGACAUCAGGCUAUUUCUUCUAAGCCCAAAACAAAUUUCAAUCCUUCACACAUCUCUCUCUUCAUUCAAGGAUCAAGCAGCCGCGCCGCCGAAUCUUUUUCUGGGAAAACCCUAAUCUCUGUGAAAAACGAAGAACAAAAGCAGCGAGGGAUGUCGUACGAUGACGUGGAGAUUGAGGACAUGGAGUGGAACAACGAGCUCCAAGCUUUCACAUAUCCUUGUCCGUGCGGUGACCUGUUCCAAAUCACAAAGGAAGAUCUGAAGCUAGGUGAAGAGAUCGCCCGAUGCCCUAGUUGUUCCCUUUAUAUCACCGUUAUCUAUAAUAUGGAAGAUUUCAUCGGAGAUUCCAAGAAACACGUUGAGCCUUCGAAACAAUAGCCUAUUGCUGUCGCUUGAGAACCUCGGAGUUUCGAUUUAUUUUAUUUUUUUGGGUCCAAUUGAAGAUUUUGGUAAUCAUAUUGUAAUACAUAGUAGUUCGAAUUGGCAUUAACUGCCUGAAAUUUUGAUGUAUUGAGAAAGAAAAGUUGGUGGUUUUGUUUGACGUUUGCCCACUCUUUGGAUUAUGAAUUUUAUUGGGAUUGCAAUAAUUAUACGUACUAUUUGAUUGCU
This is a messenger RNA of Nicotiana tabacum (common tobacco), 685 nucleotides long. Lineage: Eukaryota; Viridiplantae; Streptophyta; Magnoliopsida; Solanales; Solanaceae. The record is from RefSeq and is a predicted model, not a curated record.